UUGUUUGGAAUGUAUGAUUUUGUGAGAGAUGUAAUGAAUGGUGAGUACAGCACCAAGUCCAUGAGAGAAGAGGGUGGUUAUGAGGUGAUUAAGAAAGCCAUUGAAAAGCUUGGAUUGAGACACAAAGAGCACAUUGCAGCAUAUGGAAAAGGUAAUGAGAGACGUCUAACUGGAAGACAUGAAACUGCAGACAUCAACACAUUCUCUUGGGGUGUGGCAAACCGUGGAAGCUCAGUUAGAGUUGGAAGAGACACUGAGAAACAAGGGAACAUUAAUCAUGAUAGAAACCGUGGCGACAAAUAUGGUUAUUAAAAUGAUGUCAAAUAA
This is a messenger RNA of Vigna radiata var. radiata (mung bean), 327 nucleotides long. Its product is annotated as glutamine synthetase PR-2-like. Gene Ontology annotation, molecular function: glutamine synthetase activity. NCBI's taxonomy places the organism in Eukaryota, Viridiplantae, Streptophyta, Magnoliopsida, Fabales, Fabaceae. The record is from RefSeq and is a predicted model, not a curated record. Gene Ontology annotation, cellular component: cytoplasm. The transcript has 2 exons. The coding region runs from base 10 to 312 and encodes 100 amino acids.